GAUUGUGGGCGGGGCGACAACGGCGGAGCGCCCGCCUCCCCCGGGCGAGCGGGCCGUUGUCCGUGGCUCCGCGGCUGGGCGCGCGUCACGUAGGUUACGCACAGUUACUCCCCGGGGCCCGCCCGGAGCCCGCGCAGGCUGCGGCGCCUUCCCGAGCUGCGCACCCCGAAGGCGGGGGCCGCGAUGGCGCCGGUGGGGGGCCCGAGGUGGAGCUGAUCAGGGGCUAAGAAGAACCUGAUCGAGUUGGGGCCAAUCACGAGGUCCUUCCCCGCCUGUGGGUCCGGGUUCCCGCCCGCCGAUUUCCAGCCGUCAGGGUCCGCUACUCUGGAAGCCCUGAACUCUGUACCCCAUCAAGUCCCGGGCCCCCUGCGGGAAUGUUCAAAAAUGAGUACCAGGGAGGUGCAUUUGUUGAAAUCUUUAGUGCUCAGGGGAAAAAUCCUGGAGCAAGAUGGAAGAUCCUUGGCAGCCCAUCUGUGAUUUGGAAAGAGUUUGAUAAGGAAGUUAAAAGUUUUGUGUUUGUCCUGGAAGGCAGCAGCCAAACAAACAAAAUUCAGUUACCAAAGGAGAAUAAGCAAAUCCUUGGACUGAUCCAGAGGUUUCUUGUACUUCAGAUUUACAUACCCCUGGGACAAGACUUCUCCACUGAAUUGCUCAUUACUGAUUUAGGGAACAUCAAAAGAAGAUUGUAUUUAUCAACAGUCCAUAAGGAACUGUCCUCAACCCCUCUUCAUGCAAAAAUUCCACUCUUCAUGAUCAAGCGCAAAAUUUGGUGCAAUCUGUGCAUUGACUUAGUGGCAUUUACCAGUGAAAUAUUUAAGGGAGCAGUUUUCCAGUCAUUGGAUGGAAUUAUUGUCUCAGCUAACUGUAAGCUACGGAAAAUCUUCACUUUAAAAUCAAAGCCUCAAGACACUGCUGAUAAAGAUGCUGGAUAUGCUGUUCCCUUUCCAACAGAUGAACCUACAGACAUUAUUCCACGAAGCUGCCAACUAACGACAGAUGUUCCACAAGUCACACAGCUGCUAAAUAUGACUAAACUCCGCCAAACUGAAAUAAAAUUUGGAGGUCAUCCUCUCAGUUCAGCAGAAUCAGAUCAAUUCAUAAACAGAGGAACGAGUGGUGUGCGGAACAAUAGAAGUCAAGAUGUUUGUCACAUUGCCUUUGGAUCCAAAGUUCUUGGACCACCUCCACUCUCUGGCAGAAGGAAUAACUUGAGGAUGUCCAGUGAGACAAUAAAAUCUGUUGGGUCUAAAAAUAACCGAUCUUGCCAGCAGUCCACUGCACAAAAGUGUGAAAACAGUGCAGAGAUGUCAACCUUGCUGUCUGAGUCUGAGGAACAAGGAGAUAAAGAAAAUAUUCGCCAAAUAAAGCAGACUGUACCUAUUCAUGCCAAUCUGCAUCCACAUCCCCCUCAAGAACCAUCAGCAGAUAAGAAUAACAACAGGAGAAGAUUACGGUUAAAAAGCACCAGCAGAGAAAGGACAGAGACACCCAGCGGCAGUUCUUCAGGACAUAACAGGAAUGAAGAUAAAGCAACAACUGCCCUCACCACUGUGUUGCAACAAAGAGCAGAGACGUUGAACCCUAGCAUUCCAGCACCCCAGUCUCCUGAUCAAGCAGAUGAGUGGAUAUUUCCUGCAAAUGAUGACCACAUUCCCCAUUUGGCAUCCAGCAGACAGUCUUUACUUCUGGAUGAUGAUUCCCACCAAAUUUCACACCUGUGGCUAGAAGCCAGCCAGGAAAGUGAACAUGACCUUCAGAGAGAAGACACCCAGAUUGUUCCCAAGGACAUUUUCACUUUUUCAUCAAGACCACGAUCAGCACCUCAUGGAAAGACACAGAAUAUGUCCCCAGAAGGCUGUCCAUUUAUUUUGGAUCUGAAUGAAGAUACCAGUAUAACAAGAAGAGACACCCAAUUGGAGAAAGAUCUUUAUGGCAGUGACAGCAGCGAAGAGGGUAACCACAGUGUCCAGGGUUCUCCAGUUUCAACAAGUAGUCCUUCAGGGUUAACUCAGUUAACAUUAGAGAGCAAGCUGGGAGAGGCUUCAAGGUGGACAAGCAAAGGAUAUCUAAAAAGUGCCCACUCAGAAGCAGAAGCAUCAGAAAGCCAGAAUUCCUUGGCAAAGCAGAUAGAUAGUAAAGACUUUCAAACGAGUUUGGUGCCUACACCAUGCCUUUCUCCCCCUGGAAGAAGAAGUGACUCCACCCAGAAAACUCCAGAUCCUAUUACCAAAGCAAAGAACCUACCAGCCCAGCAAGUGCCAGUAAACAAAGGCUCCCUAAAGGAAAUCUCAGGGGAAAAGUUGAAAUUGAUUCCCGAAGUGUCUGAAUAUGACUGGAGAAACUAUCAGACCAGCCAGAUGAGUGAAUCUGAGUUACAAAUGCUGGCGAGCUUACGGCGGCAACAGAAUGAAGAGCUGGAGGACACUGGGGCUUCCCAUGGCCUAAGUGCAUCCCAGGUUGACAACUGUAAUGUCAGCAUAAGCACCAGCAGCGAUGACACAACCACCUGGAACUCCUGCCUGCCACCUCCUGUCAACCAAGGUCGUCACUAUCAGAAAGAAAUGAAUCCACCUUCCCCUUCUAACCCCAGGGACUGGUUAAAUAUGUUGAGUCCACCAAUUGUUCCUCCCAGUCAGCAUUCAGCAGAGCUGCAUCCAGAUUCUUCUGGAAGUUUGAGUGCGCAAGGUGAAGACGACGUGAGUGUGGAAGAGGACGAGGAGGUGCUGACUCUACUGUAUGACCCAUGUCUGAACUGUUACUUUGACCCCCAGACAGGGAAAUACUAUGAGUUGGUGUAAUCCCUCCUUUCAGAGCAAGGAGUGCCUUCCCCACCCCCAGGCAGAGCCAAGGGCAGUUGUGACUCUGCGGAGUUGGCACCUCAGUGUGUGUUUGUGUGUGUGUGUGUCAGCAGGCCUGCAGAAUCAAAAGUAACGAGAGAGAUGAACUCAUUUUUGUAAAUAAUGUUCAAUGUUAAGAAUACCUACAUUCAUUUUGUAGAUGCGUGUGAUUUUUUGGGAAAUGUGAAAGAAUUAAUACAGAUGUGAUUUUAGGACUUUGAAUUGGUUCUCAUUUGUUGGUUCUCAUACUGUACAUGUAAUUUUCUUUAUUUCAUAUAAUUUUAUGUGAACAAAUUAAGAGUUAUUAAAUUCAAAUUUUGCGCAGUGUUAAUCUGUAAAUGAUGGCUUGAUACACAGAAAAUGUAUUCUUGUUUAAAAGAUAUCUGGAUAACCUUUUAUUUUACUACCUAUUUGUAUUGAAAAUAAAGUAUGAUGGUCAGACGAAUACCUUUUCAACUGCUUC
Messenger RNA from Talpa occidentalis (Iberian mole), 3300 nucleotides. It is a transcript of the gene CFAP20DC, whose product is annotated as CFAP20 domain containing. Lineage: Eukaryota; Metazoa; Chordata; Mammalia; Eulipotyphla; Talpidae. The coding region runs from base 375 to 2798 and encodes 807 amino acids. The transcript is spliced from 17 exons. The record is from RefSeq and is a predicted model, not a curated record.